Molecule: messenger RNA, 3214 nt
Organism: Labrus bergylta (ballan wrasse)
Lineage: Eukaryota; Metazoa; Chordata; Actinopteri; Labriformes; Labridae
Gene: bicdl1
Product: BICD family like cargo adaptor 1
Biological process (GO): vesicle transport along microtubule; Golgi to secretory granule transport
Source: RefSeq, a predicted model, not a curated record
GGAUAAAAAGAAAACACAUUGUGCGUCCUAUAACAAACAGCUAGUCAGUAAACUGCAUAGGAGGAGUCUAAACUGUGUCCCAAUCUGAGCCUGAGCCGGGGCUGGUUGGCAGACGAGGAGAGAGGAUCGUGAGAAAACUGGGAAGUCAGCGGUGUUCAAAUUAACGGGAUCUACCUCUGAAGAGCGAGAAUGAGGGACGGAUUGUCGAUUGUAAGCCGGUCCGGUCAGCCCAACCCUGUCAGUCCAGGGUGGGUUCGUCCCAAAUAGAAACCAGUUGACUCUCAUCUGUUGGCUUCUCCUCCGUCGGGCGGCAAUGUCCGCUUUCUACCUAGACCUGCAGACGUCUGCCGGGGUUUCAGCACCACUAGAGCUGGACAGCGACUGCUUAGAGCCCCGUACGAGCCCCACGAAACAUCCGGGGCAGCCGCUGCGGCACACCGGCUCCGGAGGCCUCGGCAUGGCCUUGGAAGAGGAACUGGCCAUGCUUUCUGGUGAGAGGGGCGACGAAGGGGGACUGUCGGACGUGGAGAUGCCUGCGGUGGGGCACAACGCAGACCUGCUGUCGCUCUUCCGUCAAAAGGAGAAAGACUUGGUUUUAGCUGCUAAACUCGGCAAAGCGCUGCUGGAGAGAAACCAAGACUUGACCAAGCAAUAUGAGAAAAUGCACAAAGAUCUCAACGAGAAAUUAGAGCACUUGGAGCAGGAGAAGCAUGAGCUGCGUCGGCGUCUGGAGAGUCGAGAGGGGGAGUGGGAGGGCCGCGUGGCAGAGCUGGAGACUGACAUCCUGCAUCUGCAGGGUGAGCUGGAGCGCCACCAGGUCCAGCUGAGAGACACCGACAGGGACAAGACGAAGGCCAUCGGGGAACUCUCGGAACAGAAUCACAGACUGCUGGAGCAACUCAGUAGGGCUGCAGAGGUGGAGAGGCAGCUGUCCACUCAGGUCAAUUCAUUACGGGACGACUUCAGGGAGAAGAGUAUGUCUACAAGCCAGCACAUGACACGACUUGAGACUCUACAGGCUGAGCAAGGGCUAGAAAUUAAGAUGCUGUCCGAGAGGAAGAUGGAGCUAGAACACCGCGUACACGCCAUGCUGGAGGAGAACGAGCUGCUGCAGAACACAGUGGAUGACCUCCGAGAGAGGACGCUCGUGUUGGAGAGGCAGUGUCAUCAGAAGGACCUACAGUUACGGCAGAACCAGCAGGAGCUCCAGGAGGUGCAGGUGUCCCACAGACAGCUGAGCGCUCGGCUGGAGGACCUAACAGAAGAACACAGCCUCCACAGCCUCACCCCGAACCCAUCCAGCCUGCUGUGUGAGAUCGAACAGAGCAUGGAGCAGGAGGAGCAGGAGCAGGAGAGGGAACAGAUGCGUCUCCAGCUUUGGGAGGCCUACUGUGAAGUCCGCUCGCUGUGCUCCCAUCUCCGGGGAAAUGACGUCACAGACUCAGCGCUGUCAACCGACUCUUCCAUGGACGAGUCCUCGGAGACGUCCUCAGCCAAGGAUGUGCCUACUGGAAGCCUCCACACCAGCCUGCUAGAGCUGCGGAGAUUAACACAGAAUCUGCUGGACGGCAACGAGUCCACGGGCUCGAGGAGAAGUGAUGAGGAGGCUCUGGAGGAGCAAGUGAGGAAGCUAGGAGAGGAGCUGAGGGAAGUCCGAGAGCUGUACGAAGCCGAGCACGACAAAACACGCAGUAACGAAGAGGAGACGCUACAGCUACACAAUCAGAUGGCGCUGCUCUCUGUAGAAACGCGCUCUCUCCAGGAGGAAAACGAGCGGAUGAAGACGAUGGCUGAACUCCGAGAACCAAGCGAGCAGCUACAGAGUGCUAUCAGAGACAGAGACGACGCCAUAGCCAAGAAGAAAGCUGUGGAGAUGGAACUGGCCAAGUGUAAAAUAGACAUCAUGUCUCUGAACAGCCAGCUCCUGGACGCCAUCCAGCAGAAGCUCAACCUCUCGCAGCAGCUGGAAGCUUGGCAGGACGAUAUGCACAGAGUCAUUGACCAGCAGUUGAUGGACAAGUACCAGGACGAGUGGCGCUCGGCCCCUUCUUCGCUGUCAGGGGCGUCCAGGGCCCACGGCGGUCAGUCCUCCAGGCGAGCUCACCGAAUCUCAGACCGGGACAGGAGACUUUUCUCUUUUUUCAAAAAGAGCUGAGGCCCAUUGGACCGGCCUGAGCGCAGCAGCAGAGAGGCGGAGACGGACGAGGAGGAGGGACAGUACAGGGGGAACACCGUAGCCAAAGACGGGCAGUGACACACCCACUGAGGUUUGGGGGGGGGGGUCAUAUUGCACUUUAUCUGUCCCAUUACUUGUCUCUGCUGACAGUGAGAGAUAGAUGUAUAUGAAUAGAACUUCCCCAGAGGCUUUGGCUUCAGCUACUCUUCUAGAAAGCGAGCGGUCUUACAGAACGUGAACAGGGUCACAACAUUUACCUCCAGAGAGGACGUAGUGCCUACAACCAUCUGUACUAAGCCCACUGCCAACGAUGUAGAGGGAACACACUCCCAGUUAUCAGGCCAAAGAGUCUGGGGAAAGACGGGUGGGGGGGGUCAGGGACCUUACAGGAUUAUGGACAUGUUGAAGCCAGCCCACAUGUGAUCUCUCAGGUUUAUUCAUUUGUUCAGGAGCUUCAUAAAGGUUAGCUGUAUACAGAACCAAAGGGUUUCAUGUUAGACCACAACCACAGGAUCUAAACUUCCAGUCAGCGUCAGAGAAAGGACCUUUUUCACACCAACUAAAAAUGCACUUUCAUAACAUUUGGGGACCUGAGUAGCUUAUGUUCAUGCAAUGUUUCACUAAUCUAUAUUUUUUUUCUAAAACAAUGGAUCUAUAAGGUUUCCCUGUGAGAUUACACAUGACAAAACAUGUGAAGAGGUGUUCAUUCAUAAUGAAAUCUACAGACAGUGAUAAGCCUCUCCCAGGAGUUCUUCGCAGGUUCAGCUUUUAUUCAGACAGUUAAGCUCUAGUGUUGCUGCUUUCCCCAACCUGAGUCAGCAACUUUCAGUUUAAUGAAUCAGUUGAACUUGAAGGUUUUCCUCAAGAGCAUAGUGAGUGAAGUGUAUGUAACAACUAAAGAAAAAAACUGAUUUGAUUCAACUUUGUUUAAGUUUGAUAAGCUGCCGAUGCUGUUUACAUUACAGGUCCAGUCAGUAAGAUGUGUAGAGAGUGAAAUGAUAAAAUGAUCUUACUAUCUGAUCAGACAUUAAUGAAACA